Molecule: messenger RNA, 848 nt
Organism: Setaria italica (foxtail millet)
Lineage: Eukaryota; Viridiplantae; Streptophyta; Magnoliopsida; Poales; Poaceae
Product: 60S ribosomal protein L24
Exons: 6
Coding region: 164-649 (161 amino acids)
Biological process (GO): cytoplasmic translation
Cellular component (GO): cytosolic large ribosomal subunit
Molecular function (GO): structural constituent of ribosome; mRNA binding
Source: RefSeq, a predicted model, not a curated record
CAGCCAGCCAGCCCAGUCUCACGAGCUCAUAAGAAACCCUCGCGGAGCAACGAACCCCACUGCUCGCUCCCUCCUCUCCGCCGCCGCCGCCGCCGCCAUCGCCUCGCGGCCGCCUGCAGCUCCGCUCCCAAGGAGUUUGUGAAGGUUUCUUGAAGUCGAGAAGAUGGUGCUGAAGACGGAACUUUGCCGUUUCAGUGGUCAGAAGAUUUAUCCAGGGAAAGGCAUCCGCUUCAUUCGUGCUGACUCUCAGGUGUUCCUUUUUGCAAACUCAAAAUGCAAGCGCUACUUCCACAACCGCCUGAAGCCUGCGAAGCUUACCUGGACAGCAAUGUACAGGAAGCAGCACAAGAAGGAUAUCCAUGCUGAAGCUGUCAAGAAGAGGCGUCGCACCACCAAGAAGCCGUACUCCAGGUCAAUUGUUGGUGCUUCCUUGGAAGUGAUCCAGAAGAAGAGAGCUGAGAAGCCUGAGGUCCGUGAUGCUGCUAGGGAGGCGGCUCUUCGUGAGAUCAAGGAGCGCAUCAAGAAGACCAAGGACGAGAAGAAGGCGAAGAAGGCAGAGGUGGCCAAGUCCCAGAAGGCGCAGAACAAGGGCGCAGUCCAGAAGGGUUCCAAGGGCCCCAAGCUGGGCGGUGGUGGCGGCAAGCGCUGAAGAGCUCAAAAGGGUGUCGUCGUACUACUGUCCUGUUUCGCCAUAGCCUCUUUUGUAAAACCUCGGUUAAAUUAGCAAGACUUGGUUUGUUUCAGUGCUGUUGCCUGAGGAUGUUGAAAUACCAUGACGACGAACGAAUAUGGGUUUUUAUUCUGGAGAAAUGUUUGCCGGUCGUAUGCAUAUCAUGUGGUUCUUUUCA